UCCUCUUUCUCUUCACCCUCUCCAAUCAAGUAAUGCAAAACUAACCUACUGGACUGGAUCUCCUCCUUCAUCAGAAAACUAUCAAAGCAUGAAACCUGGGAUUCUAUCGUAAACACUCAUUCUGAUCAUUAUUCUCUGCAAAACUCAAUACUCUUGAGUCUUCAUUCUGUGAUCGGGAGCGCAUCAACAAUGAGAACAGAGCCGAGAAAAAUAUCCAAGGCUUCCUGGACGAAAUUAUUGGCGAGGAAGUGGCUGAACAGAAAAAACGGAGCUCACAAAUUUCGGUCAGAUUUCUCUGCGUUAGGAACCAAGAGCGAAAGAAGGAAAAGCUGCUCGGACCAAGACAGCUACGACGUCGUAAGGAACAGUCUCUCCUUCUCAGAGAGAUUUUUGGUGGAAUCUACGGACGGAGCCAGACCUUCCACGCAUGAGGAGGCACCACCUGUCCAGGAUACGUUUGACCUCAAGAUGUUCGCCGGGACAUGGAACCUAGGAGGGACGUCGCCGAACGACAACCUCAACUUGAUGGAAUGGCUCAAGUCUCCUUCGCCGGCAGACAUCUACGUUAUUGGGUUCCAGGAAAUCGUGCCUCUGAACGCAGGGAACGUGCUUGGCCCCGAGGACAGUGGCCCAGCAGCCAAAUGGCUUUCCCUUAUUCGUCAAGCCUUGAACACUGAACGGUCUGAGGAAGACCUCGAUCACGAUCACGACCGCGAGGAUUCUCACUCUCGUCCCCAGAAUUACAAUGACGAGGCCACCAAUCAGCAAGGAAGCCAAAAGCCGAGGUUCAGUUUCUCGGACUACCUUACCUUAGAGGACGAACUGGGCACUGAAGAAUUUGCCAAAUUGUCUGGUGACAAGUCAAAUGCAAAUUUUAGCGGUGAGAACUCUCCCGCUUUGCCUUCUACAAGGGGGAGACAUUGCGGCAGUCCACAUCAUCAAGGACGCUAUUGCCUAGCAGCAAGCAAACAAAUGGUCGGUAUCUUCUUGUGCGUGUGGGUUCGUUCGGACCUCUGCAGACACCUUUCCAAUUUGAAGGUGUCCUGCGUUGGUAGAGGCAUCAUGGGCUAUCUGGGAAACAAGGGCUCUAUAUCAAUUAGCAUGACGUUAUACCAAACGUCCUUUUGUUUCGUAUGCACCCACUUAACCUCGGGAGAGAAAGACGGUGAUGAGGUGCGGAGAAACUUUGACGUCUCCGAAAUUUUGAAGAGAACUAAAUUUUCCCACUCUUUCAAUUCUACGGAUCUUCGACUCCCUCCUGAGACCAUCUUGCAACACGACAAUAUUGUUUGGCUUGGGGAUUUGAAUUAUCGGUUAGCUUCUGGUUCCGAGGACACAUGUGAGCUACUAGAGAAGAACGAUUGGCUGGCACUUCUAGAGAAGGAUCAGCUAAGGAUAGAGCAGAGAGCUGGUCGUGUAUUUGAAGGUUGGAAUGAAGGGACGAUAUCUUUCGCCCCUACUUACAAAUACUUGGCCAAUUCCGAUCGCUAUGUCGUCCAUUCCUCCAAGUCCAAGGAAAAACGUCGUACUCCUGCUUGGUGCGACAGAAUCCUAUGGAAAGGAGAAGGCCUAAAGCAGGCGUGGUAUGUGCGAGGAGAGUCAAAAUUCUCAGACCACAGACCAGUAUAUUCACUCUUCUCAGUUAAAGUAGACUUAACAACGAGCAAGAAGAUAAUUCCAAAUGCUGCUUCAGCCCUGUCAUCGACUUGCCCGGCCAAGGCCAAGGUUCAGGCAGAGGAACAGCUCAUGUUGCUGACACGGUUACCUAGUUGAAUAGACAAAGCAACCUUGGCUCUGACUUUGAUUGACACCUGACAAGGUUUAUAACACAGCGCUUGGGAAGAAGGCCAAGGGUUCAGGGAUUGGCCGGCGUGGGUGUGUUCCUCACUUUUACUUGGAACAUGCAAGCCUUGGCGUGACUCCUUUGUGGCAACCCACCCAAUAAAAAGUUUUGAUAAGUGAGUAUAUAGCAAUUUGUACAUAAUUUGAGAGAUUUGAGGUGACAAUGAUUAGAAGGUGUUGGGUGUAGCAGAGGAGUAACUCAGAAGCAAAACAAGAAGACAGGACAGUGGAGAGUCGGAGAAAGAGGUGCCUGCUUCUGCGGGAGGGCAUUUUUGUCAUGCGUGUUCUUUUUUGUUUAUUUAAUGUUUUUCCAUUUUUAAAUAUUGGGUAUGGGUAUUCAUUUGAAUCUGGCCUUUGGGAUGUUAUAUAUAUAUAUAUUGAUGUGAAAGCUGGUUAGAUUUUAGGGUUUAGCCCAGCUUUUGCUUGCCGGAAUGAUGAUUUCCAUUCUUUCCGAUUCAAAGAUGAAGGGAAUGACAUGUAAGCCAUUUUGUCUGUUUUUGUGAUCAUCAUUCAAAAU
Molecule: messenger RNA, 2359 nt
Organism: Neltuma alba
Lineage: Eukaryota; Viridiplantae; Streptophyta; Magnoliopsida; Fabales; Fabaceae
Product: type I inositol polyphosphate 5-phosphatase 8
Exons: 11
Coding region: 190-1773 (527 amino acids)
Biological process (GO): phosphatidylinositol dephosphorylation
Molecular function (GO): phosphatidylinositol-3,4,5-trisphosphate 5-phosphatase activity; phosphatidylinositol-4,5-bisphosphate 5-phosphatase activity; inositol-polyphosphate 5-phosphatase activity
Source: RefSeq, a predicted model, not a curated record